ACCUGGCGCUCCGGCUCCCAGGCGGACGCGGUGCGCACUGAGCUCACUGCGGGAGCCGGAGCCCUGGGAACCCGCACCCACUGCGGGAAGGCGACGACGAGGCCAGAGCCUACUCGGGACUCGAGCGGAGCCGCCAUGGCUGAAUUUCCGUCGAAAGUGAGCACGCGGACCAGCAGCCCUGCGCAGGGUGCGGGUGCCUCGGCGUCUUCGCUGCGUCCGGACCUGGGCUUCUUGCGCUCCACCUUUGGGGUGCUCAUGCUGCUUCAGCUGGUGCUGGGGCUGCUGGUGUGGGCCCUGAUUGCUGAUACCCCGUACCACCUGUACCCGGCCUACGGGUGGGUGAUGUUCGUUGCUGUCUUUCUCUGGCUGGUGACAAUCAUCUUCUUCAUCAUCUACCUGUUUCAGCUGCACAUGAAGCUGUACAUGGUGCCCUGGCCAUUGGUGUUCAUGAUCUUCAAUGUCGCUGCCACUGUGCUCUACAUCACUGCCUUCAUCACCUGUGCUGCGGCAGUGAACCAGACAUCCCUGAAGGGCUCCCGGCAGUACAACCAGCACUCGGCUGCCUCUUUCUUUGCCUGUCUGGUGAUGAUCGCCUACGGAGUGAGCACGUUCUUCAGCUUCCAGGCCUGGCGAGGAGUGGGGAGCAACGCUGCCACCAGUCAGGUGGCUGGUGGCUACGCUUAAAGCACCUGUGUCGUGGCCCACCCUGGGGCCGGAGCUGCUGCUGGGUCACAGUACAGGGGCCCGAAAGCCUGAGCCUGAGGCAGAGCCCUGCAUGGAGUCAGCUCAGUGUGGCCACACCUGCUACCCCAGGUUGACGAAGGACACAGGCCUGAAGUGGCUGUGAUGGCUGGCAAGGGCCAACAGUGGCAACCUCUUCCUCAGCCCCCUUUUCCAGAAGAUGACGGGGAAUGUGGGGCUUCAGAGGACUUCAGCAUCCUCGGCUGGGUCCCACCCUUCUCACCAGCAUAAAUACACUAACAAAGACUCAGACCUGCAGCCCUGACUCACCCUAGUAUGAGCCUAACAAGCCACCCAGAUUCAUCUCAGGCUUUGUUCCAGGAGAGCUGAGCAAGCACACAAACUGUCUUUUCUGAUCCUCCCCUCCCCAGCCAACCUGUCACCUGGAGGGAGACAUUUAUAGGGAGACAGGAUUUCAGACAUCCUACUUACUUAACAAAUCGGUUUUAAGCACCUUCUCACUGACGUCAGACUUCUCUGGGUCCCACUCCCUCAGCCAGUUCCUGAUGUGUAAUUUUCCUUUUGGGAAAAGCCAACAUCAGUGUGACUGCUUCUCCCUUACUGCUGAUUAGUCACAUGGGACAUGGAGGGAGGGAGUAGGACUUUGCCUGGUGAGCUGUUGGUUCGUUAUGACUGUUUUUUUUUACAAAAAUAAAAUGGAAGAACUCAUCUGGAAAAGA
This is a messenger RNA of Cavia porcellus (domestic guinea pig), 1421 nucleotides long. It is a transcript of the gene Pllp, whose product is annotated as plasmolipin. Gene Ontology annotation, biological process: myelination. Gene Ontology annotation, molecular function: structural constituent of myelin sheath. The record is from RefSeq and is a predicted model, not a curated record. The transcript has 4 exons. Bases 136 to 684 code for a protein of 182 amino acids. Gene Ontology annotation, cellular component: membrane. NCBI's taxonomy places the organism in Eukaryota, Metazoa, Chordata, Mammalia, Rodentia, Caviidae.